This is a messenger RNA of Otolemur garnettii (small-eared galago), 4724 nucleotides long. RefSeq names its product membrane palmitoylated protein 5 (gene PALS1). Gene Ontology annotation, cellular component: plasma membrane; adherens junction. The record is from RefSeq and is a predicted model, not a curated record. Lineage: Eukaryota; Metazoa; Chordata; Mammalia; Primates; Galagidae. Gene Ontology annotation, molecular function: protein binding. The transcript is spliced from 15 exons. Gene Ontology annotation, biological process: protein localization to plasma membrane; establishment or maintenance of epithelial cell apical/basal polarity; morphogenesis of an epithelial sheet. Bases 481 to 2508 code for a protein of 675 amino acids.
GGGGCCGGUCUCGCGCGGUCUAGAGGUGGAGUUGCUGGCGGCGGUGGCGGCGGUGACGGCGGCGACGGAGGAGGCUGGCGGUGGGGCGGGGGCGGGGACUAGGGAUCCUGAGGUGUGGGAUCGGGAGUUUCUGGAUUCUUUAUCCGGUAUUUUAAGGGCCGCCGGAGGGCUGUCGUUUGUGCCGUGUUUAGGAGCGGCCGGGGCAGGAGCAUCGGCAGCGCAGAGGCGCGGAGAGUAACAAAGUUAACCUUGAGUUUUGUGAAAUACCAGAGAAGAGAAACUAAGAGGACAGUAGACAAGGUUUUUCCAGUUUGCAUAAUAUUUUCUUCAUGGAUAUUUUUCAUAGCAUUAUUAUAUGAUGUGAGAAGUUUUUUUUUUUUUUUUUUGAAGUAACAUGGAUUUUAUACUACAGAAUGAAGAGAAUUGGCUUAAUAGGAAAAAUUGAUUUAUAAAAAGUGAUACAGGUUUUUAUAGAUAACCAUGACAACAUCCCAUAUGAAUGGGCAUGUUACAGAGGAAUCAGACCACGAAGUAAAAAAUGUUGAUCUUGCAUCACCAGAGGAACAUCAGAAACACCGAGAGAUGGCUGUCGACUGCCCCGGAGAUUUGGGCAACAGGAUGAUGCCAGUACGUCGGAGUGCACAGUUGGAGCGUAUUCGACAGCAACAGGAGGACAUGAGACGUAGGCGAGAGGAAGAAGGGAAAAAGCAAGAACUUGACCUUAAUUCUUCCAUGAGACUUAAGAAACUAGCCCAGAUUCCUCCAAAGACUGGAAUAGAUAACCCUAUAUUUGAUACAGAGGAAGGAAUUGUCUUAGAAAGUCCUCAUUAUGCUGUGAAAAUAUUAGAAGUAGAAGACUUGUUUUCUUCACUUAAACAUAUCCAACAUACUUUGGUAGAUUCUCAGAGCCAGGAGGAUAUUUCACUACUUUUACAACUUGUUCAGAAUAAAGAUUUCCAGAAUGCAUUUAAGAUACACAACGCUGUCACUGUACACAUGAACAAGGCCAGUCCUCCAUUUCCUCUUAUCUCCAAUGCACAAGAUCUUGCACAAGAGGUACAGACUGUUUUGAAGCCAGUCCAUCAGAAGGAAGGCCAGGAAUUAACUGCUUUGCUGAAUGCUCCACAUAUUCAGGCACUUUUACUGGCCCAUGAUAAGGUUGCUGAGCAGGAAAUGCAGCUAGAGCCCAUUACAGAGGAGAGAGUUUAUGAAAGCAUUGGCCAAUAUGGAGGAGAAACUGUAAAAAUAGUUCGUAUAGAAAAGGCUCGUGAUAUUCCUUUGGGUGCUACAGUUCGGAAUGAAAUGGAUUCUGUCAUCAUUAGCCGAAUAGUAAAAGGAGGUGCUGCAGAGAAGAGUGGUUUGUUACACGAAGGAGAUGAAGUGCUAGAGAUUAAUGGCAUUGAAAUCCGAGGAAAAGAUGUCAAUGAGGUUUUUGACUUAUUGUCAGACAUGCACGGUACUUUGACAUUCGUACUGAUUCCCAGUCAACAGAUCAAGCCUCCUCCUGCUAAGGAAACAGUAAUCCAUGUGAAAGCUCAUUUUGACUACGACCCCUCAGAUGACCCUUAUGUUCCAUGUCGAGAGUUAGGUCUGUCUUUUCAAAAAGGGGAUAUACUCCAUGUGAUCAGUCAAGAAGACCCAAACUGGUGGCAGGCCUACAGGGAAGGGGACGAGGACAAUCAGCCUCUGGCUGGGCUUGUUCCAGGGAAAAGCUUUCAGCAGCAAAGGGAAGCCAUGAAACAAACCAUAGAAGAAGAUAAGGAGCCAGAAAAAUCAGGAAAACUAUGGUGUGCAAAGAAGAAUAAAAAGAAGAGGAAAAAGGUUUUAUAUAAUGCCAAUAAAAAUGAUGAUUACGACAAUGAGGAAAUCUUAACCUAUGAGGAAAUGUCACUUUACCAUCAGCCAGCAAAUAGGAAAAGACCUAUUAUCUUGAUUGGUCCACAGAACUGUGGCCAGAAUGAAUUGCGGCAGAGGCUCAUGAACAAAGAAAAAGACCGCUUUGCAUCUGCAGUUCCUCAUACAACUCGGAGUAGGCGAGACCAUGAGGUAGCUGGUAGAGAUUACCACUUUGUUUCACGGCAAGCUUUUGAGGCAGACGUAGCAGCUGGAAAGUUCAUUGAGCAUGGUGAAUUUGAGAAAAAUUUGUAUGGAACCAGCAUAGAUUCUGUACGGCAAGUGAUCAACUCUGGCAAAAUAUGUCUUUUAAGUCUUCGUGCACAGUCAUUGAAGACCCUCCGGAAUUCAGAUUUGAAACCAUAUAUUAUCUUCAUUGCACCCCCAUCACAAGAAAGACUUCGGGCAUUACUGGCAAAAGAAGGAAAAAAUCCAAAGCCUGAAGAGUUGAGAGAAAUCAUUGAGAAGACUAGAGAGAUGGAGCAGAACAAUGGCCACUACUUUGACACAGCGAUUGUGAAUUCAGAUCUUGAUAAAGCCUAUCAGGAAUUGCUUAGGUUAAUUAACAAACUUGAUACUGAACCUCAGUGGGUACCGUCCACUUGGCUGAGGUGAAGGAAACAUCAUUUAUAGCAUGUUGGACUUGGUCUGGCAAACUGCCAAGGAAGACGCCCCCCCCACCCCCACCCCCCCACUUCAGCAAGAUUUUGAGGAUAAAGUGGACGGCAGCAGUUAUCAGCUGGUAUAAGCUGCAGACCUUUUCCUAGCCUUCUUGAAAAGAAGGUCCCCUUAGGCAGCUUGUGUCUAGCAUUCUAUAGUCUCUGUACAUGGCUGUAGGGGUUCUUGUCUCCAAUAGAGCAGUCCUGUUAUCCUGUUAAAAACUUUUUUUUUCCACUUCACUAAAUCUUUUCAUAUUUCCAUGAAAAACUUAGUAUGUACACAAGAGUCCAUGUCUCACAGUGAUAAAUAUUGAUGUUAUUUAACACUUAACUUAAAUGACUUCAUGGAGUAUUUGAGGGGCAGGGGAGACUGUCCUUGUAUGCACUGGGCAAAACAGUAUUUGCUUAGGAAACUAGUGUAGUCACCAGACACACUUGACUGAAAAAGGAAAAAUAAACUGGUGCCACUUGGUUUGGAGCUACUCUAUUAGGUUUGAAUUCAUUUGUAUAUCUUUCACUUCUAAAGAAAAAAAAACCACUCCCCCAGAGGCCCCAGUCUUUUAUGCUCACUUUGUAUAUCAGGUUGCACACCUGGCUGACUAAUCUAGUUAAAGGAAAAUAUGCUGAUCCUUUGAAAGAUGAUUUUGAGGUAUUUUUCUUAAACUGUACAACCAAAUUGCUAGCCGGCUUCCUUUCUCUGAUCUGCAUAGCACAAUAGAAUGUAUAAGUUACAUUUUUUUAUGAAUGGAAGAUGUUCAUAUAAACUGUGUUGACUGUUGAAGUUUCUUCCUCAUGGUGCAAAGUUUUUUAUAUACAUGAGAGGAUUUAGCACAUUUGACAGUUUUUACAUUGUUAGGUAUGAAGACAAUUCUAUGGCUGUGCUAUACACAUAUAUAUGUAGGUAAAAAACUGGAAUUCUCUUGAUGAAUAUAGCUGCUGUACUAUAUACUAAUGUUUAAUCUACAAAUGGUCAUUGAUAAUACUUGUUCUUCAUUGGAAUAAAAGUAUAUCCUAGGGAAAUACUAUGACAAUUGACUUUCAGAUCAGAAGGAAAAGGAAGAACUGAAAGUUAUUUGAACAUUUUAGGAAAAAAAAAACCAACUUGCAAAGGUGUUAUGCAUACAGAAAUAGGUUUUUAUCCUACCAGGGUCUGCCACCUAUGACCAGAAUGCAACAGCUUGCCAAAUCAUAAAGGAAAUGUUUAAGCUCAUGGGAUUUUUGUAGUCUCUAUAGCUGUUGCUUUAAAAUUCAGUGUCUAUAAUUGGCAUGAAAAGUUAUUUUGUAGUCUUUUCAAGCCUUUAAGAAUAGUGUGAUGUGUGACAAGCAGCCUCAAAUGUGAAUGCCUUGAUUUUUCAUGGUGACUUUAGCUACAGCAUUUCCUAUUCCCAAAGCAAAACACUGGAAUAAUACUGACUUGUCAUUUAAUUUAACAUAAGCAACUGUUUUUUAAUCAAUAGUCUGUGUCAGUGUCAUGUAUAUAUUUGAUUUUUUUCUCUCCUACACUGUGUUAUUUGAACAAAUGCAGACAAUAUCUAUAUUGCCUUUCUCUGUUUAAAUUUGCAUGGCCUAUAAAGUUGGCUGAAGAGUCUCUUUAUGUGGAAAUAUUUUCAAGAUAAUGUUCCUUAGGAGGAAAGUUAACAUUCGAAUUGAGGGAAGAAAUGCCAUGCAUACCGUCUUUUCAGGUCAGAACCCUCCAGCUUAUUGCAGAAAAAAAUGCAGAAAGUUCACACUCAUUUUCAGCAUUGAAAACCAGGAAUAUAUUUAGCAUGUAAUCUUUUCGGUUUCCCAGUUUACUAUCUCCUCAGGAAUGAAAGGUAGUCUAUAGAGUUUUCUGAUCUGUUACUGUAACUGACAGCUACUUUCAACCCACCAUCUAAAAUAAUGACAGUUCAUGUUAAAAGUGAGGCUUUAGGAAAUGUCAGUGAGGGGCUAUUGUGCCACUGCAGGUAUCAGGCCUAUAUAGGGGCAUGUUUGGAGACACAUGGCUUUAACAAGUAGAUCCUGUACUAAGGCACCUGUCAUGCCAUACUUUCAGGAAGUAGGCACUUUUUAGGAUUAAUGAAGUCCCACAGUUCUGUCCUUCAUCAGCAAUGUUGGAGAUAUAAAAAUGUUUAUGUCCUGGCUCAGUGCCUGUAGGUCAGUGGCUAGGGCACCAGCCACAGACAUGGGAGC